AUGACGAUAUCGUAUUCAAGGGCUUUUAUGAAGAAUCAGAAGACACUAAAGCCAAAAGAAGAAGAAUUGUUGGACCAGAAAAUAACAACUUCGAUGGAAAUUAUGAAAAUAAGCCUUCGACUAAUCGAAGAACUUCCGAAAACCAGAGUCAAAGCUAUGAUGAUGAAGAUUCAUCCACCGGUCAAAGGGAUGUGGAUUUAUCGACCAGUCCAGAGGAUGAAAGCUAUGAGAACGCAAGUGAAGAUCACUACAAUGAAGAUGAAGAAGAUUCAGAUGAUGACAUUGCGAUCAUCGCUGAAUUUCGAAGAGAAUUAG
This is a messenger RNA of Bursaphelenchus okinawaensis, 315 nucleotides long. The record is from the annotation of a GenBank genome assembly. Lineage: Eukaryota; Metazoa; Nematoda; Chromadorea; Rhabditida; Aphelenchoididae.